AUGUCUUUCGUGGUCGACCAUGUGCGUCGAAUAGACAGCCAGCUUGAUCGCUUGCAGCUGUCAAGCACCCACGGCGGAACAAGCGUCUCGACCCUCACCGCAGAAGAAGCCCACGACCCCGCCAAGGCAGCCCGUAUAGCGCAUCUGCAGAACCUGAUCAAAUCGCUCUCCACUACCUCGUCGUCCAAGUCGAGUCUCGUACCUGCGAGCCGCAUAUUGGAAACUCUCGAGCGGGCAGACAUCUCGAGUAGCUGUUCGACGUGUGAACAAUGGUUUGCGCAGGGCAAAAGAAAGGAGGUGGUUAGUUUGGAAAAUAGGGAGGAUGCGAGUUACGAACACGAGCUCGAGUGGUUGCUGAUCAGCAAGGCGACUACGCAGGCGUAUGGCGAGGUUCUGAAUACGAUUCUUGGGCAGACAAUUCCGCUUGAGGACGACAUCUGGUACUGGGACGAUAUAUUGGGCACGUAUCGCUUCACUGGACUUUACUGGAUACAGACGUCGCCUGUACGGCUGUGGGCGUGGUCGUGGGACAUUAUCCAAGAUGUGAGGUCACGGGGCGGACAUACGGCGGAUGGGUGGAGUCAGUUCUAUGGGCUGGUGAAGGACUCAGUGCGGGAGCGCAGUAUUGCGAAUAUCCAGAGACGAGUAGUUAGUCCGUUGGCGCUGGUAAGAAACGAGGGGAGGAGGAAGCGCGCAGUGUUGAGGAAGAUACGUGCUGUCAACGCGAACGCGCUGGGCGUGCUACUAGGGGAAGGCCUUGGUAACGAGAGCAUUCGCGAUGAUGGCGCCCAAACACCAAGCCCCUCUGCUACACAAGACCACAGACACAAAUGGAAGAGCGUCGUGUCAAAGAGCAUUGCUCUUAUGGACGCUGUCAUUCAAAGCGUAAACGCCGCAGAACUUUCAGUUGAGACUUUCGACGACUCCGUUGCCAGUCUGACGCAAGAAGACCAAUAUUACGAACUGCACGAGCCCUCUGGCGAACGAGCAGCGAGUACCCUCAAGCCAGCCGAUGUCACACAACGCCUCCAAUACUUGCUUCGAAAAGCUCUGCCUACCUAUUCUGCAAACUUCAACGCGGUUGUCAAAGAGAAUGGCCGACCGUCUCGUCUCAUCCGCUAUUGGCUUCCCGCUACUGCUCUCCUGAUAUCAUCUACGACAAUAUUCCGCAUCUUCAUUAACCGCAGAGAAGAGAUUCUCACAUGGAUCCGCGAAUUUGGCCAAACAGUUAUCGACUUCUGGCAGAACUGGGUAAUUGAGCCCGCCAAGAAAGUCGUUGGUACUAUCCGUCACGACGAGGACAGCGAGGUCUCCAUUAUGAGCAAACGCAGCCUCGAAGCCGAUCGCGCAAGCCUUGAGCGUAUGGUUGUCGAUUUCGCCGUCAAGAACCCUGAGGGUGCAGCAUUGAACGAAUCGCAGAUUGCUGACAUCAAAGCCAACGUCAGGGAAGGCGACCUGACAACGGUGCUGAGGUCGUAUGAAAAGGAUAUCCAGAGCCCAGUGAAGGGUGCGAUAGUAGGAAACCUUGCCAGCGCACUCUUGAUCCAAGUACAGAAAACCAAAGUCGACGUCGAAGUUGCCAUGAGUGGCAUUGACAGCAUUUUGAAGAGUCAGGAACUACUCUUUGGCUUCAUUGGUCUGACACCUGGCGUGCUCGUCUCUAUUGGCGUAUACAGAUGGCUCAAGGGGGUCUUCAGCAGCCGCAAGGGCGUGCAGCAGUGGGCAAGGCAAGGACAACUUCUGCUUAUUCUGCGCAACAUCGACCGCAUCCUGACCAGCGCCACUCCUAAUGAGUUUGGCGAGCUAUCGUAUAAGGAUCAUGGUAUGCUUGUCUGCGAAGUGCAUCUGCUUCGACAGGCUGCAAGUGGGGUUCUCCCCAGACGCAUAUUCCACGACUUUUUGGUAGAGAUUGACGAGCUGGUGGACGUGAGGAGUGGGUUGGAGAGGCAGCAGAAGGUGGUGGAGCGCAUCCGCGAAGACUCGUUCACGCCGUCAUUCAUCACGACCAUCGGUAUCGACUUCAAGAUCCGGACCAUUGAGCUCGACGGCAAGCGCGUGAAGCUGCAGAUCUGGGAUACCGCCGGCCAGGAGCGCUUCCGCACCAUCACCACAGCCUACUACAGGGGGGCGAUGGGGAUUCUGCUCGUCUACGAUGUCACCGACGAGCGCAGCUUUACCAACAUCCGCACAUGGUUCUCCAACGUCGAGCAACACGCUACCGAGGGCGUCAACAAGAUCCUUAUCGGCAACAAGUGCGACUGGGAAGAGAAGCGUGUCAUCAGCACAGAACGCGGCCAGGCCCUUGCAGACGAACUCGGCAUUCCCUUCCUCGAAGUCAGCGCCAAGAGCAACAUCAACGUCGACAAGGCCUUUUAUUCGCUCGCUGCCGAUAUCAAGACCAGGCUUAUCGAUACUGCGCGGACGGACACGACGCAGGGCCCCAAGGUGGAUGUCAGCGGGGGCGACGGGAACGCGGGGGCGGGCAUGGGAGGGAAGUGCUGUUAG
Molecule: messenger RNA, 2505 nt
Organism: Dothidotthia symphoricarpi CBS 119687
Lineage: Eukaryota; Fungi; Ascomycota; Dothideomycetes; Pleosporales; Dothidotthiaceae
Product: NCA2-domain-containing protein
Exons: 5
Coding region: 1-2505 (834 amino acids)
Cellular component (GO): mitochondrial outer membrane
Molecular function (GO): GTP binding; GTPase activity
Source: RefSeq, a predicted model, not a curated record